Messenger RNA from Setaria italica (foxtail millet), 1797 nucleotides. RefSeq names its product AT-hook motif nuclear-localized protein 10. The record is from RefSeq and is a predicted model, not a curated record. Lineage: Eukaryota; Viridiplantae; Streptophyta; Magnoliopsida; Poales; Poaceae. The coding region runs from base 249 to 1457 and encodes 402 amino acids. The transcript has 5 exons. Gene Ontology annotation, molecular function: minor groove of adenine-thymine-rich DNA binding.
CCCCAAUUUUCUUUUUUCUCCCCGCAGGGCAGGAUUUUCCCCCGCUUUCCCCAUUUUCUCCGUAUUUUAUUCGAUUUCGAGGUCGAUUUUUCGGGUGCAGAGACUGCGGGGGGAAGGUCACGUCCAACCGCCGCGAGCCGCGCAUGUGAACUGUGCCCCCCGACGAGGCGCGCAGGUGCGGCGCGCCGAGGCGAGGCGAGGAGCGCUGCGCGUGGGAUUCGGCUAGGGUUUCGCCGGCCCACCGCGAGAUGGACGGCCGGGACCAGCACCAGCACCAGCAGCAGGCGCAGGCGGCGCCACGCGUGGGGUCUCCGCCGCAGCCUGGCGGCGGGGGCGGCGGCGGCGUCAUGAUGCAGCACGCCGGGGCGUUCGGAGCCGCGGCCCCGCCCGGGAUGCCGCCGGGCGCCGCGAACGUUAUGCACGGGAUGCCGCUUGCCUUCAACCCCAUGGCGUCGCCGGGCGCCUCGUCGCCCAUGAAGCCCGCCGACGUGUCGCCGGGGGCCAUGUACCGCCCCGAUUCCGCCGCGCCGGGCAUGCAGCCGCAGCCCCAGCAGCAGCAGCAGCACCCCGGUGCCGGCGGAGGCGGCGCCGUCGCCGGCGGCAGCAGCGGGGAGCUCGUGAAGAAGAAGAGGGGAAGGCCGAGGAAGUACGGCCCGGACGGGACCAUCGGCCUGGGGCUCAAGCCCGCGGCCGCGACGGGCGCUGAGGCCGGCGGGCAGUCCGGCGGAGGCGGCUCCAACUCCAACCCCGACGGGAAGCGCAGGGGGCGUCCCCCCGGAUCCGGCAAAAAGAAACAGCUCGACGCUUUGGGAUCGUCAGGGACAUCAUUUACUCCCCACAUAAUAACCGUGAAGCCUAACGAGGAUGUUGCUUCAAAAAUAAUGGCCUUUUCACAACAAGGCCCACGCACUACAUGUAUAAUUUCAGCAAAUGGUGCUCUCUGCACAGCAACACUCCGUCAACCAGCAACCUCUGGUGGCAUAGUGACAUAUGAGGGCCACUUCGAUAUACUCUCUCUGUCGGGCUCAUUCCUGCUUGCAGAGGAUGGUGACACUCGCAGCAGAACAGGUGGUUUGAGUGUGGCACUUGCUGGAAGCGAUGGGCGCAUAGUUGGAGGUUGUGUCGCUGGAAUGCUGAUGGCGGCGACACCUGUACAGGUUGUAGUUGGCAGUUUCAUCGCUGAAGGUAAAAAGCCAAAGGAAGAGCAGCAACCAAAACGUGAGCCAACUUCUGUGCCACUGCACGCGCCCGGCUUUGGGGCCACCUCGACUGCCAGUCCCCCAUCUGACGGAACAUCAAGCGAGCACUCUGAUGAUCCAGGGAGCCCCAUGGGACCUAACGGCAGCACGUUCGCUAACACGGGGCAUCCCCUGCAUUCCACAUUUGCUCCGGUUGGCUGGUCACUGUCCGGCAACCAAGGCCGCUACGAUCCCGACCUAAAGAUGAUGACCGACUGAUGGCUGCCGUUUUACAGCGUUGUUGUUAGCAGUUGACCUAGUUGAGUAGGGCUCAGGCCUUCCUGCACCGGUUCCACCAGCAGCAGCGUCGGACAAUAAACCCGGAAUGCUAGAAGUGAUAAAGCCCCAAGGAAUGAGUAGAUCACGAGUAAUAAGUAGCACCAGUGCAUGCCUUUGCCAUGUUAUUAUGCAGUAGCUAGUUGUUUGUAUCUGUAUGGUUUCACUGUCACGUGUUUAUGCAGCCUGCCUUCUGGUUUCUACUUGUAUCAGUGUAGUGCUACGUUUCCCAUGUCCAUGGAUUGGUAUUUUUUCCCCUUGCAUCGUUGUGUGCCAUUGUUCA